Messenger RNA from Hibiscus syriacus, 533 nucleotides. RefSeq names its product stress-response A/B barrel domain-containing protein HS1-like. Gene Ontology annotation, biological process: pollen tube adhesion. Bases 32 to 361 code for a protein of 109 amino acids. The record is from RefSeq and is a predicted model, not a curated record. The transcript has 4 exons. Lineage: Eukaryota; Viridiplantae; Streptophyta; Magnoliopsida; Malvales; Malvaceae.
CAGACUUCAAAGAGAAAAGGAGAAACAAACAAUGGAGGAAGCAAAAGGAGUUGUGAAGCACAUAUUGUUGGCAAAGUUCAAAGAUGACACCACGCCUGAUCAGAUUGAACAACUCAUCAAAGGCUAUGCCAAUCUUGUUAACCUCAUUGAACCCAUGAAAGCUUUCCACUGGGGCAAGGAUGUUAGUGUUGAGAACAUGCAUCAAGGUUUCACUCAUGUGUUUGAAUCUACAUUUGAGAGUACUGAAGGGGUUGCUAAAUACAUAGCUCAUCCUGCUCAUGUGGAAUUUGCAAACUUGUUCCUGCCCACCUUGGACAAAGUCAUUGUAUUGGACUACAAGCCCACUAUUGUUCAUUUCUAAGUUGAAAAACAUAAGAUUGUUGUCUGAAUUUGGUAUUUGUCCUGCAGUGUUGUUUCUGAAUCUUGUUUUUUUUUAUGUUUCUGGUAUCAUGUCUGGUUCUGUUGAAUAAGAGAGACAAAUGGAAAUCUUGCAUGAAAUGCAUAUCAAAGUAGGUUGGUUUUCUGUUCUAAAA